CGCCCGCCGUUCUUGCUGCUGCUGCUGCAUUGCCUCGGAGGCGAGCGGCAGAGGCGGCCUUUCUCCGUCCCAGCGCUUUGCCUUGCCUUGCCUUGCCUUGGCGAGCAGCUCCAGCAGCCGCAGCAUCACCAUCCCCGCUCAGCCUGGCCGGCGGCAUGGCGGGCAUCAGCUUCAGCGCGAACCGCCUGGAGCUGCUGGCCUCGUACCAGGAGGUGAUCGGGGAGGACAGCCCCACCGACUGGGCUUUGUACACCUAUGAAGAUGACUCUGACAACCUGAAACUGGCUGCCUCUGGAACUGGUGGCCUACAAGAGCUCUCCAGCCACUUUGUGAUUCAGAAGGUGAUGUACGGAUUCUGCAGCGUCAAAGACCCCCAGGCCACCCUUCCUAAAUAUGUCCUCGUUAACUGGGUGGGAGAGGAUGUCGCCGAUGCGCGCAAGUGUGCCUGUGCCAGCCACGUGCCCAAGGUGGCAGAGUUCUUCCAGGGUGUGGAUGUCAUUGUCAAUGCUAGCAGUGUGGAAGAUAUUGAUCCAGGGGCCAUUGGUCAGCGGCUCUCCAAUGGCCUGGCCCGCAUUGCCAGCCCAGUGCUGCACCGCCUUCGUCUGCGUGAGGAUGAAAACUCCCAGCCAGUGGGCACCACCUAUCAGAAGACUGAUGCGGCUGUGGAGAUGAAGCGACUCAACCGAGAGCAGUUUUGGGAACAGGCCAAGAAAGAAGAGGAGCUGCGCAAAGAGGAGGAGAGGAAGAAGGCCUUGGAUGAGCGGCUGCGUUUUGAGCAAGAGCGCAUGGAGCAAGAGAGGCAGGAGCAGGAGGAGCGUGAGAAGCGCUAUCGAGAGCGUGAAGAGCAGAUUGAGGAACACAGGCGAAAGCAGCAGAACCUGGAAGCCGAGGAAGCCAAACAGCGGUUGACUGAGCAAUCCAUCUUUGGGGAGCAAGAGGACGAGGAAGACAGGCAGCAGCCCAAAAAGUCUGAGUCAGAGGUGGAGGAGGCAGCUGCCAUCAUUGCUCAGCGGCCCGAGAACCCUCGCGAGUUCUUCAGGCAGCAAGAGCGAGUGGCCUCGGCCGGUUCAGAGACUCUCCCGUCCUUCAACAGAACAGCAGGUCGUCAGCACUGUCCUUACAUAAAGACACCUGACAGUGGGCUGCCUUCCUCCUCCUCCUCCUCUUCCUCCCCUCCACGGACUCCCUUCCCUUAUAUUACUUGCCACCGCACACCAAACCUCUCCUCCUUCUUCCCAUGCAGCCAGACGGAAACACACAGAAAGGUAUCUGGCAGUAGCCCUUGUGACUCCAGUACAGCCUCAACGCCUGUUGGAGAGCAGAUUGAGCGUGCCCUCGAUGAGGUAACGCAGCAGGGGGCAUUGAAAGACUCCUCCAGCCCAAGCAGUGAGGAGGCAGCAGCGGACCCUGCUGUGACCUGGGUCCCCCCCAGUGUGGAGCAGCCAGCAGAGAAAGCAGAAGAGCUCCCAGCAGUGUCGGCCUGGCAGGGGGAGGACUGGACGAAGCCACAGCCAGAUGAGACUGGCCCCACUGAAGACCUGGUGUUCCCAGAACCCAAAGAGGAGCCUCUCUUCCCAGCUGCCCCGCUACCUCUGCAGAGUGAAGGCGCCAUGGAUCUUGGAGAGUCCUUUGGCUUUUCGCAGCCACCUGCUCCCCCAUCAGAGAAUCUCCUUGACCUGUGGCAAAAUGACAGCUCGGCUGUGGAGCCCACCCCUCCGGAUGCCUGGGAGCUCCAGCAAGGUGGGCCCCCCACUCCAGCCCCGUGGGAUCUUCAUGACGGGCCCCCUGUGCCUGCCCCCAUGCUGGUGGAGGUGGAUGUCCCUCCGGGGGCUCCGGAGCCCCCCUCCUCUGCAGGCCUCCCUGAAGACAACCUGCUCAACUUCAAUGACCUGCCGGAGCCCCCAGCCACUUUCUGUGAUGCAGAGCAGGAUGAGGAGCCAGCAAGCAUUGUGGCGAUUGAGGGACUUCAUCAGAUGACCCUCAGCUAUCAGCAUGCCCUGCAGGAAGCCUCUGGGGCCCACCAAGAAACCCAGCUGCUCACCAAUGGGGAGACAGCCCAAAAGGAAGGCACACAGACGAGUGAAGGUUAUUUCAGCCAGUCACAAGACGAGGAUUUCAAUCAAUCAGAAGAACCAUCUGCUAAAGCCCCUCCUCCACUGUUCUACAAUAAGCCCCCAGAGAUUGACAUCACCUGUUGGGAUGCUGACCCAGUGCCAGACGACGAGGAGAGCUUUGGGGGCAGCGUUUAAGGCCGGCUCCUGCGUCCAACUCCUGUAUCCUGCACCCAGCAAGCCCAGCGUCUGCAAGCCUGGAGCAACUGCAGUGAAGGCCUGGUGCCUGCUUGCUCCGUAUUGUAGCCCUGCGGUCCAAGGCCUCAGAUUGUACCCCAGCCAGAUAGGAUAUACUCCAUGGUACCCUGGGGUAACUUUUUUCCAGCGUGCGCUCUUCUCUUUCUCUUUCUCUCUUUCUCUUUUUUCUAAUGUUGUCAAAUAGGAAAUGUGUAAAUCUGCCUGGCCCCCUCUUUGUUGGUAGCUCCCCUGCAGCCCUCCCUCUUCCUCUGACUUCUGCCCAUCGGGUUUUUUUGGAUCCCGCCCCACCUCCCCAAAAUGCCAUUUAUGCCAACUGAGUUGACCUCCUACGUGUGCUGCUCUUGCGGGUGGGUGAGGGAGGGGCCUUUCCUCCUCUCAGACUCCACCCAGAGUUUUGAGGAUUUUGCACGAAUUUUAAAUAAAAUAUGGCAAUAAAAUGGCCCCGUGUGGGCAAGGCUCUGGCUCCCAUCACCUCGCCCUCCUUUGGUCCCCAACAGGGAAGUGACAAGAGCCCCGUUCAGCUUUGGAGCUCCAGCAGGAGUUAGCAGCAGCAAGGAAUGUUUUUUCCCUCCACGGUUCAAUGCCAUGGCCCUGUGUCUGAGAGCCAGCUCAAGCCAGACCCUUCUCUUUAGGUCUUACUUUGCCCUGAGAGCCUGGGACAAGGAGAAACUCUGGCUGGGCUCCCCAUCUCUCCCUCUUUUCUUCUCCCAACCCUUCCCCUCUCCCAUUCCAUGCUUGGUUUCCUUUCUCUCACGUACAGUAAUUGUUUUUAUUUUGAAAGCACAAAUUCUGUAACAGCAAUGUGCUUAUGUAUGUUAAUAAAUAAAUUGAUUCCAAGCAGGGCA
Messenger RNA from Anolis carolinensis (green anole), 3154 nucleotides. RefSeq names its product drebrin 1 (gene dbn1). Gene Ontology annotation, biological process: regulation of actin filament polymerization; positive regulation of dendritic spine morphogenesis; postsynaptic actin cytoskeleton organization. Gene Ontology annotation, cellular component: site of polarized growth; dendrite; cortical actin cytoskeleton. The record is from RefSeq and is a predicted model, not a curated record. The transcript has 15 exons. NCBI's taxonomy places the organism in Eukaryota, Metazoa, Chordata, Lepidosauria, Squamata, Anolidae. Gene Ontology annotation, molecular function: actin filament binding. Bases 156 to 2249 code for a protein of 697 amino acids.